AUGAACUCUUUGCAGGUUCCGCCGCCUCUGGUAAGCAUGGACGGUUUUUCUAACUCCUUGAUAUAUGACGACACCUUGCACGUCGCGUACCGCGGAUUCGGUCCCGACUUCGUUGCGAGCGCAUUGGUCUGCAUGUUCGGCCGCGGCAUGGAGUUACAAAGAGCGUGUAAUAUGGCUGCUGACUGGGCGCGGUCGCACAACUACUAUCUGAGCAUUGACGAGUUUUCCUUGUCGGACGACAAGUUCCCGGCGCUCAACGCGAAAGGCUGGGAGGUCAAGCUCCUUUGCCUCUGGAUGGCUGAAAUCGCGCCAGCUUAUGCACGAUCAGAAAAGGCUUCCUCCGAUCGCCAGUUUGCGUACGUUCUCUCAAUGACAGCUCGUGCAUUGGCGAUGAACAUCAAGAUCCUGGACAAGACUAUCUAUGCCGUGGCGCAUGAGGAUGUUGAUGCUGGGAUCAGUGCCUGCCAUCGCUUCAUCGAGGGCUACUGCUGGCUAGCUUUUGCCUGCCACGUCGAGGGGCGCAAACUGUUCAAGUUGCGGCCCAAGAGACUUGGCUCCGUCAUAUUAUAUGUUCCUUGA
This is a messenger RNA of Symbiodinium sp. CCMP2592, 579 nucleotides long. The record is from the annotation of a GenBank genome assembly. Lineage: Eukaryota; Dinophyceae; Suessiales; Symbiodiniaceae.